AUGGUAUUAUCAGAUAAAUUCGGAGGAGCUCGUCAGAUUCUCGGAUUCGGACGGUUUCAGUACUCUGAUGACUGUUGCGAGGAAAAUGAAGUUCAAUACUGCAGUAUCCCAGACGGUCCAAUUAGCGAAACAUGCGGGAUAAAAAAAAUGACAGUGAUGAGCCGAAAGACUAUUGGACAGGCUCAAGUUGGUGAAUAUCCGUGGCAAGCUGCCAUUUUGACGAGUAAAGAAGAUGGCGGUUAUAAGUACAAAGGUGCUGGUGUUCUAAUUAAUAAGAAACAUGUUCUUACUGUUGCACAUAUAAUUGAGACCUGUGAUGUAAUUCGUCUUGGAGAAUGGGAUCUGUCAUCAAAUCAAGAACCAUGCAGCCAACAAGAUUACCAGGCAACAAAAAUUAUCAAGCACCCUUUGUCCAAUUCUAACUCGAUAGAAAACAAUAUUGCAUUGAUAAUAUUAGACAGGGAUGUUCCAUUGGCAGCGAGCCCGCAUAUCAACACCGCUUGCUUGUCUUCAUCAACUCCAUCACUCGGAAAAUGCUGGGUUGCCGGGUGGGGUGGCAGCCAGGAAUUGACACCAGAAACUACCAAGACAUUAAGAGAUCUCGACAUUUCUAUUAAUCCCUAG
Messenger RNA from Cotesia glomerata, 624 nucleotides. Its product is annotated as phenoloxidase-activating factor 2-like. Gene Ontology annotation, molecular function: serine-type endopeptidase activity. NCBI's taxonomy places the organism in Eukaryota, Metazoa, Arthropoda, Insecta, Hymenoptera, Braconidae. The transcript has 4 exons. Gene Ontology annotation, biological process: proteolysis. The record is from RefSeq and is a predicted model, not a curated record. The coding region runs from base 1 to 624 and encodes 207 amino acids.